UCUCUCUCGAUCGUGCCCACCAGCUCACUUACCCCUUAAUCCCCCCACACUUUAAACAAAAACCCUAAUCUCUCGAGCUUUGAAGAGAAAAAAAGAAAAACACACAACACAAAGAAGUGGGUCCGUAAGCCCCCUUCCUUAGUAGUGGCCAUAGUCAGGUCACCCCACACACACAAAAAGACUUUCUUUUUUUUCUCUUCGUCUCCAUUUGGUACUUACUUACUAGUCAGACAUUAACGUGCCUUUGUGUGAUACCACCACCACCACCAUCUCUCUCCUCUCUCUCUCGUUAGAAACCCAGAAACAAAAAAAAAACACUCUUGCUUCCAAGCUUUUCCCACUUUCUUCUUACUCCCCCACAACUCAUAAUUGCUUAUUAGAAGGAUAAAUUUUGCUUUUUUUUUUUCUUCUCUGUUUCCUCUUAAAAUAGAUACAGAAGAUCGCAGCUAUCCAGAAUUGGCGGAGGAGAUUGCUUGAAGUUUCUUUUGGUACCCAUUGGAGAUUACUCUUCGAUCUAAUAACUUCUUCUUCUAUCUAGAUAUUUGGAAGUGUUCUUGCCUAUACUUCGUAUUAUAGAAUGGGGAAUUAAGGUUUUCUCGGUUUCUGUUUUAAGUUUGCGAGCUAACAAUGGGGAGUGUUGGUCCUGAUUCUCAGAAGGAUGAUUCUGAGCUUGAAGAUUCACUGAGGAUUGAUGAGAAUCCGCCUGGUGAAAAUGUUUUAUUGAAGUCAGGAACCUUGUUGAGCCAGAAAAGGCAGCAAUGUAGUGUAGUUUCAAACAGCGGCAAGUGGUUACAGAUUGUUAAAAACGGUCCCAAAGGUUCGUUUACUCGUGCCACUAGUUUCUUCGAUUACAAGAUCCCAAGGCAUCUGGUGUCAUUAGACGAGAAGUAUCUCCGACGAUGCCUCGAGUUGAUUCACAUCAGUGCGUUUAAGUCAGCCAGUUGCAGCCUUUCUUUGAAUCUUGUAGGACCAAAGAUGAGGUUUUCUUCAAGUCACUUCGAUUCACCUGUCAUCCCCAAAGAAAAUGCUGCUCGUCUUGUGUUUGAUCUUCCGUUGGUAGAUGAUUCAGGCAGUCCAGUGAUUAGCCGUGCAAUCAUAGGUUGCAGGAGGGUUACACAUAUGGUUACUAAGCCUUUGUUACACGAUCUCGAAGCAUUAGAUGGUGAUGAUAUCAGUAGCAGGACAAGUCAAGACGAUCAUGGUGAAAACAAGUUGGUUUCAUUUGAUGUUGUGAGGAAGAUAAAUGAACAAGAUUCGCAGUUUCAGAGUUAUCAAUCUGGUUACAUGCCCAAAAAGACAGUCUCUUUGUCCAGCACAAACUCAGUGAGCUCAUCUUCUUCUGAUCAAUCUUCUUCCUGUUGGUCACCGUCUUCAACAGUUUCUCAAGGAGCACUUCAGUUCACUAUGAAAGACAACAAGACGCCUCAUUUUGUUUUCUCAUUGGAUGAUCAAAAAGAGAUCUAUGUAGCUAGCUUAAGCACUAGUAGUGUUGGGUCGGGUUUCGACCGUAGUUCGCUAGACUAUUCUUAUUUGAUCCAUAUGAAGAAAGGCCGCGGAUCUGAACAGAAACAUUUGGUUGGUAAACUAAAGGUAUCUACUUUGAUUUCUGUCUCGUCCACGAAUGAAAAAACCGUAGAGAGACAGUUUGUUCUAUUCAGCAGUGGUGGGAAUCCGCAGUUACCGUGCCAAAAUGAUAUUAGGAAAAGCAGAGGAUUGCCUAAGAAAGUAGUUGAUGCGAUCAAAAACACCACACGCACUUCAAGGCAAAGAAGCAUCUCUAGAUUCAGUAGAACAAGCUCCACACCGGAUUUUUGUUCUUGGGAGCCAUUUCAAGAACCAGACCACGAUCUUGAACCUGUAAGUUUGCUAGAUAACGACCUUCCACCAAAUCUUGAAACCUCAGCUGUUGUUGUGAGAGAACAGUUUCCCGUGGAAGAAGAAGAAGAAGAAGAAGAAGAAGAAGAAGAAGAAGAAGUAGUCGAAAAAGUUGGAGGCUGGGGCAUGAAGUUUCUCAAGAAAACACCCUUAGCUCGAACCAAGGAUGCUUCUAAAACUGUGAAGCAUUCGACAAGCAUAGAUGUUAUGAUUCCUUCAGGGAUUCACGGAGGGCCGAGAAAUAGAAACGGUGGUCCGUCAAGCUUAGUUCAGAGGUGGAAAUCCGGUGGAUACUGUGAUUGCUCUGGAUGGGAUUUGGGUUGCCCCUUAAGUGUCCUUAAAGGCCAAACACGAAAAGACCAAAAUGAAGGCCAGUGCAAUCUUUUUGAGCUCUUCGCAGAGGGAUUGAUGGAGGGAAGUCCUGGAUUAAGGAUCAUGAAUGUUCGAGACGGUCUCUACUUCGUUCAAUAUCAAGCGAAGAUAUCUGUUUUGCAAUCUUUUUCCAUUGCUUUAGCAUACAUUCAUAGCCAAAGCCAGAGACUCCGGCCAUGGUCGUCAAAGAAGUGUACAAAAGCUUAACUAGCAAAAGAAAGGAUUGCACAAAGAUAGGCAAAACUCAGCCUUCAUAGUUUUAGUGAGUUUGAGUUGAUAAUAUCUACAAUUCUACUAAAGAAGUAGUUAUUUAAUUAUUAUUAUUUUUUGUGUUUAUUUUUGGCUUUCUGUUUAAACCUAUUUUUUUAUAGAAAGUAAAUCAGUGUCUCUCUUCUUUACUGGAAUCAUAUGUGGGCUUUGGUAUU
Camelina sativa (false flax) is the source of this 2672-nucleotide messenger RNA. RefSeq lists its product as uncharacterized. The record is from RefSeq and is a predicted model, not a curated record. Lineage: Eukaryota; Viridiplantae; Streptophyta; Magnoliopsida; Brassicales; Brassicaceae.